ACCAUUGCCCUGGAGGAAGCGGGUGGAGAUUGUCCUGGGAGCCCUGGGUCUCACCUCUGCUCCCCUCCCUCCCGGCUUGGUGGGGAGGAAAAGGCCUGGGGAAGGAGCUGGCGGGGGUGGGGCCUGCUGCCCUGGGCAUGGGCUCUGGUCUCUUGUCCCUAACUGUAACAUGGGGAACCCCCAGGCACACCCAGGCCUCCUUCAUGUCCCACAGCUCCUCCUGUGUCUGCUCUGGCUUCUCCCAUUGUUUCAAGUGGCCAGGCUGAGCCAGGUGCCCAGAGAACAACCCCUGUGGCCCCUGCUGGAACAGUACUGCCGCACCAUGGUGUCCCUGGCUGACCCCUCAGGUCCCUACUCCUACUGCAACACGACCUUGGACCAGAUCGGGACAUGCUGGCCCCGGAGCGCGGCCGGAGCCUUCGUGGAGAGGCCGUGCCCCGAAUAUUUCAACGGCAUCAAGUACAACACGACCCGGAAUGCCUACCGAGAAUGCUUAGAGAAUGGGACGUGGGCCUCAAAGAUCAACUACUCACAGUGUGAGCCCAUUUUGGAUGACAAGCAGAGGAAGUAUGACCUGCACUACCGCAUUGCCCUUGUGGUCAACUACCUGGGCCACUGUGUUUCCAUGGUGGCCCUGGUGGCCGCCUUCCUGCUUUUCCUGGCCUUGCGCCAUGUAGGAGCUCUGACCCUGGGGGACCUGUCCCGGCUGACCUGGGUUCACCUGGCCUCCCCCAGGAGCAUCCGCUGCCUGCGGAACGUGAUCCACUGGAACCUUGUCACCACCUUCAUCCUGCGAAAUGUCAUGUGGUUCCUGCUGCAGCUCAUUGACCACGAAGUGCACGAGAGCAACGAGGUCUGGUGUCGCUGCAUCACCACCAUCUUCAACUACUUCGUGGUCACCAACUUCUUCUGGAUGUUCGUGGAGGGCUGCUACCUGCACACGGCCAUCGUCAUGACCUACUCCACUGAGCGCCUGCGCAAGUGGAUCUUCCUCUUCGUGGGAUGGUGUGUCCCCUGCCCCAUCAUUGUCGCCUGGGCCAUUGGCAAACUCUGUUAUGAAGAUGAACAGUGCUGGUUUGGCAAAGAGCCCGGUGACCUGGUGGACUACAUCUACCAAGGCCCCAUCAUCCUCGUGCUCCUGAUCAAUUUUGUGUUUCUGUUCAACAUUGUCAGAAUUCUCAUGACAAAAUUACGAGCAUCCACCACAUCCGAGACAAUCCAGUACAGGAAGGCGGUGAAGGCUACCCUGGUCCUCCUGCCCCUGCUGGGCAUCACCUACAUGCUCUUCUUUGUCAACCCUGGUGAAGAUGACCUGUCGCAGAUCGUGUUCAUCUAUUUCAACUCCUUCUUGCAGUCUUUCCAGGGUUUCUUUGUGUCUGUCUUCUACUGCUUCUUCAAUGGAGAGGUGCGCUCAGCCGUGAGGAAGAGGUGGCACCGCUGGCAGGACCAUCACUCCCUCAGAGUGCCGGUGGCCCGGGCCAUGUCCAUCCCCACGUCACCCACGAGGAUCAGCUUCCACAGCAUCAAACAGACAGCUGCUGUGUGAGCCCCGGGUCGCGCACCUGCCCGGGACUCCUCCACCACAGAGGCAGCUCCCCACCGUCCUCCUUCUCCCUCGUUGUUGCACGGCCCCAGGGACAAAGGAGCAGGGAGAGGAGAGACCAGCCCUACAGCCUGGCAGAAAAGACGCGGUACUGAGUGGAAGGGUACUCUGAGGGAUGUGGGGCCUGCUGCGGCCCGCAAGUCAAGUCUCCGCGCAAGAAGCAGGGGAGGAUCGCCGUGGGAGCUCCCGAGAAGAGCAGGCAGAUGCCUUUAUCCACUUGCCCAUGCAAGCCUCUCUUGAUGGGUCUUCACUGUAGCCCACUCACAGAUGAAGAAGCUGAAGCCCACAGAAAAGGCCUGCCCAAGUCACGGGGCUCACGACCCCGGUCCCAGUGCCCGUGGCCCCUUGACAGUUUAGCCCUGCUUCCUGCUUUCUGCCUCCACACUCAGGGCGCCCCCUGCAGCUGGGAAGUCAAGGGUUACCCACCUGGCUUCACUCUAGGGACUGUCAGCCGGAGAAGCCUCCCUUGCACUCUAUCCGUGGCUGGCUGUCUCUCCCCUCUCCCCGGCCACCCCACUCCUGGGGCUUCAGCCAGCAUGCUCUCUCCUCCCUGGGGACCUCUUCUCCGGCCAGUACUCACAUUGGGGACUUGGAAAGGGCAGGUCAGCGGGGAGAGGCAGCCACCCAAGCCACCCUUAGGCCACCCAGAUACACAGCACAGAAAAAGUGGGGAGCACAAGUGUGGGGGUAGGAGGAAGGAGUGGGGUAGAGAUAGUGUAUUUGGUGAUGAAAACUAAUCCCCAACCCCUCACUGACCUGGGUCUCAGCCUCCCCUAUGCUAUCUGUGAAAUAAACCACAUCUCGGAA
This is a messenger RNA of Chinchilla lanigera (long-tailed chinchilla), 2410 nucleotides long. RefSeq names its product corticotropin releasing hormone receptor 2 (gene Crhr2). The record is from RefSeq and is a predicted model, not a curated record. The coding region runs from base 170 to 1546 and encodes 458 amino acids. NCBI's taxonomy places the organism in Eukaryota, Metazoa, Chordata, Mammalia, Rodentia, Chinchillidae. Gene Ontology annotation, biological process: cell surface receptor signaling pathway; adenylate cyclase-modulating G protein-coupled receptor signaling pathway; long-term synaptic potentiation. Gene Ontology annotation, molecular function: corticotrophin-releasing factor receptor activity; corticotropin-releasing hormone receptor activity; peptide hormone binding. The transcript has 13 exons. Gene Ontology annotation, cellular component: dendrite; plasma membrane; axon terminus.